Populus nigra (black poplar) is the source of this 4441-nucleotide messenger RNA. RefSeq lists its product as uncharacterized. The transcript is spliced from 6 exons. Lineage: Eukaryota; Viridiplantae; Streptophyta; Magnoliopsida; Malpighiales; Salicaceae. Gene Ontology annotation, molecular function: DNA binding. The record is from RefSeq and is a predicted model, not a curated record. The coding region runs from base 135 to 3959 and encodes 1274 amino acids.
CAGGUCACGCAAACAAAAACUCCUCCCCUCCCCUCUCCUCCAUCUAGAGUCUAGAACUCCACGGCCUUUUCGUUUGUCUCUCCUCCUCAUCAACAGUUACAUCAUCUCGUCUCUCUUUCUCUUUAAUCGAUGUCAUGGCCACUGCCACCGUGGACUCAUCCAUCUGCGACCUCCAGAAUCAUCUACACACCGAAUCUCUCCCUCUAAUCGACCUUCGCCAUCUUUCCCAAUCCGAACUCCUCUCCCUCUCCUUCUGUUCCUCCUCUCCCCACCGUCUCCGAACCGACACCGCUGACGUAUCCACUCCUAAAAUCGACCGUUCCGUCUUCAAUGAAUCUGCUGGAAGCCGCAAACAAACUUUCUCCCGCCUCCGCCUCGCCCCUCGCAACAACAAUGCUUCCCCUUCGAAUUCAACUCCUGUUGUUCCCUUCCAAAAUACAGAACGGCAGCCUCUCGAUGAAGAGAAUUCACAGAUAAUUUCUCUUCUGAAGUCGUUGUUUGGCUCUGAUUCUAACUCAAUUGAAAACAAGAAUGAGCAUUAUGACAAAUUAGUCUCCAUUCCUGUUAUCUACAAUGAUUAUAUGCGUCUGCCUUCAACAAAUAAUGCGGAAUCGCAAAAUGUUUCAAUCGACAUUUGGGAUUCUAGUCAAGGAGGAGUGAAAAGAUUAGAGGUAAAUCAUUCGAUUUCGAUUCGAACUGCUGAAUCUAGUUCAAAGAAGAGGAAGCGAGGCAGGCCACGGAAGAAUGAGAAUGUCAAUUUCGAUAAUAACGAUAAUAGCGAGUUAGUUGAGAAUAAGACUAUUGCUGUUGUGUGGGACAAUGUGGAAGUGGAGAGUAAGAAGAAAGAGGAGAUGGUGAUGGUAAAUAAGAAUGGAGUGGUGGUGGACUUUGUGGCAUUGGGGAAUAUGGAGGAUCCAUACGGGGAGGAGUUGCGGAGGAGGACCGAGGGAAUGCAAUUGAAGGCAGAGUUUUUAGGGUUUUUGGAAGGGUUCGAGGGUGAAUGGGGUAGUAUGAGAAAGAAGAGGAGGAUUGUGGAUGCUAGCCUGUUUGGGGAUGUGUUGCCGAUUGGGUGGAAGCUCUCUAUUUGCAUCAAGAAACAAGCCGGUCGUGUUUGGCUGGCUUGUACAAGAUACAUAAGCCCUAAUGGGCAGCAGUUUGUGUCCUGCAAGGAAGUUUCAUCGUAUUUGCUCUCCUUUUCCGGACUGCAUGAUGUAAGCCGGUUGAAUUUUGGUCACAUGGAUGGCAGGAUUAAGUUGACCGACAAGAUAACUCCUUCCAUUCCUGCAGAUCAUACACGUAAAGAUGGCAAGAAUGAGAAUGAUUUUAUUAGCUAUAUGGCAUUGCCUGUUAUCUGUAGAUCUAUUGGGACGGGGGGAUGUCCUGUGGAGGUUCAAAUGGGGAAUAAGUAUAAAUGCCACAAGUGCACCGUGGCUUUUGAUAAGCAGGAUGGCUUGCUUCAACACCUGCUAUCUCAUCAGCAGGCUCCAAAACGGCUUAGAUUUGGGACAUCCACAAAUGAAGAGGUGAUCAUAAAAAAUGGAAAGUACGAAUGUCAAUUUUGUCACAAACUUUUUGAAGAAAGGCAACGUUUCAAUGGUCACCUUGGGAACCACAUAAAAGAAUAUCUUAAGAGACUUGAUGCUUCCAAUGGCAAAACCACUGGAGAGAGCGAUGAACCUGCAUUGGUCAAAAUUCCUCCUGGAGCUGGAAAGAUCCAAACAUUGAUUGAAUUUGACAGGGAUUCUGAUGCAAUAACUGUUAACACUAAAAUCAGUGAUGAAAUAAACUCCACCAUUCCAUAUUGUGAAUUAAAGGCUAUUACUUCUGUAGAAACCCAUUGUGGUGAGCAGGACAGAGUUUUUAUUAGCAGCAAUGAUGGAGCGGGGAGGAUUAAUGAAGAUACUGAUGCUGUGGCAGCUGAAAAUAGAGUUUCUUCUGAACCAGCCUUGUUGAAUAAUGAUAUUCAUAGAUCUUCUGAUGAAACAGAUGUUCCCAAGUGCCCCACUGAUGGCACCGGUGAUCUUGGUAGGAAGGAUAAAAGCUUUAAAAACUGUUCAGUUGCUGGUGGAGCGAGGGACGUGACUUGUAUUGGUCACAACGAUUCAAAUCAUGUAUCCCCUUGCUUAAUUGAGGAACUCAAUCAGGAGAGAGAUUCUAAUUGUGGUUUGCUUGCAUCAAAUGCUAAGGUGAACACAUCUAAUGAUGACAUAAUUGAGGAUAGACAUUGUUCUAGUCCAAUUGAUAACAUGGUAAUUGAUGGUUGGGAUAUAGAUGGAAAAGGUGAGCCAAUAACUGGCAGUUGCAACAGUUAUGCUGCAAUGGUGGGGAAUGCUGCUGUUAACUUGAGGGAGCAAACAAUUUCUAAAGGCUGUUAUGUUGCAGAUAGUGAGACAGGUCUUUUUAAUUUCAAUGCAGUGGAAACCAUGCUGGAAAAAGGUUCUAAAGGGGGUUUAACAGGUAUUGAGAACAACAUGAACAGUGUUUGUACUGGCAUGUCAAAUGAGAGCAGAUUUGAUGAUGUGGUGAAGUCUGGGACUAAUGAGAUAACAAUUGUGUGUUGUGGCGAUAACACUGUACUGGCUGAUGAUAAUGUGACUAGCAAUGAACAGGGGGGAAAUCAUGGGGCCAGCUCAGUUAUUCCAUUUUUGAAUCAGCAUACACAUCUUGUUGAAAAUACUAUCACAGGGGCUCCUAAAUGCAUACUAAGAGAACCCUGUCAAGGAAAGGAAUCUGAAGAUUGCCCGAUUACUACAUCUGGUAAUGAGCAAUUAUUCGACUUUGAAAGUAAUGUAAUUAAGGUUUCUAAUGGCACAAUAGAUGUGGCCAAUCACGAUCAGGUUGGCAGUGAGAUUGAUCUAGUCCCACAAACCUUAACUAGUAUUAAGCAGGAAGAAAUUUCUAAAACCUUUACAUUUGCUCCAUUUACAAAUGGAUUUGCUUCAAAAGACUAUGGUAUCUCCAAUAGCGUACUGGAGAAGCUUGAGCAGGGUAGAAAUUCUGGACGCGGAUCAUCUGACAAUGAGCAAUCCCAUGACGUAAAGGAUAUUGUGAAUGGUUUAUCAUUCACCACAGUGGAGGAAGACAAUCAACAGGAAGUUAAAAUCUCUUGCAAUGGUGAGCUACAUAUUGCUUCAGAUGACAAUUGCACUGAACAGGAUGCAGAUGUUGGGACAGGCACUGUGCAGAAAUGUUCUCUUUUUGCUGGGAGUCAGCUCGCAUUCACUGCCAAAGAUAAUCCCACUGGUCCCUACAGUGGCGCUGUGGAUGAGCUGAAGCAGAAAAUGGAUUCUGUAGAGAGUGCGGUUUGUCCAUCUGGCAGCGAGCCAGUGUGGAGUGUUGAAAAGAAUUUGCAGACUGCUUUUACAUGUUCGGUUCAGGAGGAGCCUAGGGUAGAGAACUCAGAAAAUCCUAGGAAGGAUGAUUCAGGGAUUGGUUUUAGCAGCCACCCUGGACCAGAUGAAAGUGAUGUCAUAUCUGAGUUUAUGUGGAGAAACGAUGAAGAAAGUAACCUGCUAAGUGAUUUUGCUGAUACUCCAUGUCAACCAGUACAAACAUCAAGCUUUUUUCCUCCAUAUGAUGCAUUGUCAGAUAAGGGUGAAAGUGAACUCUUUGCAGAGAAAUUUGGUGCUACAUCAGGUUUUAAAGGGCUGAAAUUGGGUGGCAUGGAUAAUAUGGAAUGUAAUCUUCCGACUUCUCAAGUAAGCUCACAUUCAGAUGAAUCCAAGGUUGGUACAUAUGAUGCUGUUAUACCUAAAGGGAUUGCUUCAUCUAUUUGGCUUGCAAAGGAAGAUUUGCCUUUUGUGCCAAAAGAUUCAAGCAGGCACCAUGUUCCUGCUGUGUGUGUCUGGUGUGGGAGGGAGAUUUGUCAAGAGGCUCUUGAAUCUGAAGGACAAACAAGCACCAUGGGUUUUAUGUGUGCAGAGUGCACUGCCAAGUUGUCCGGGCAAUUCAACGGAUAGCAAAAUGGGUUGCCUAUUAAUCUUUCAGGCUCCCAUGAGAAAUGCUCUCAUAUAUGCAAAUUCUCAUAAGGAGAACACCUCAGCCUUUAUGUGUCUCACUCUGCUUCAUAUGGUACCUCAAUGUUUGCUUCCUCUAGGAUUACCCCGUUGAUCAAGUUCAAUGGAGAAGACCAGUUUUCUUACGAUGUAGUGAAAGCUUGCACAAAAGCGGUCAUUGGCUUAUCAGGGCUAUAUUAUACGAGAGGCUGAAUUUUGAAGGUCUUGUGACUCUGCUUUGACUUUUGCCAAGGGGUUAGUAUCGUUUCAUCUGUGUUUGGAUGACUUAGUUUUGCAAUUGCUUUAUCUUGUGAACUCGCUAGUUUUCCAUCACAAGAAAGAAUCAAAAAGCUAAUUGUGACCAUUGGUUUAGAGGCUGAAUUGGGUCUCCACUGAAAUGCAUCCUUUUCUUCUAUUUUCAGUUUAUGAAACUAACUAGUUAUUGA